Molecule: messenger RNA, 1552 nt
Organism: Carlito syrichta (Philippine tarsier)
Lineage: Eukaryota; Metazoa; Chordata; Mammalia; Primates; Tarsiidae
Gene: ZDHHC4
Product: zinc finger DHHC-type containing 4
Exons: 6
Coding region: 435-1466 (343 amino acids)
Biological process (GO): protein targeting to membrane; peptidyl-L-cysteine S-palmitoylation
Cellular component (GO): endoplasmic reticulum; Golgi apparatus
Molecular function (GO): protein-cysteine S-palmitoyltransferase activity
Source: RefSeq, a predicted model, not a curated record
UCUGGAGGGAUGCUUAGGACAGGAUGUCCGAUCCUGGGUGCAGGGUCCCUGAUUGCCUCUAGGAGUUGCUUGUUCUGGUGGCAUUGCCAGCACAUUCUUUGAGGGUACAUUCUGUAUCAAUAUCUAUGUGAAUAAGGAAGUAAAAGAAUGAUUCGUUGCUGGGGGAAGGAAGGUGGAUGCAUUUUCUUCAUUUUAUUUUGGACUUGCAGGUGGGAGAUGCCCCAGUGUUAGAUUCAGAAUCUUCAUCUUGAAGGAGGGAGCCAGGGACCAUCUGGCAGUCCCCACUGAGAGACAGUAGGCUCUGUGGUGUGUGCUUGAGGGCUGAUGAAUUCUGUUUAAGGAGUGAAUUAGGGAGUUGAUGUCUGAGAAUAUGUGCCAUGGAAAAACCCCCUCACCAGAUAUAACACUCUUUCUGUUCUUUUGUAGCCCCCAGGAUGGACUUUCUGGUUCUCUUCUUGUUCUACCUGGCUUUGGUGCUGAUUGGUGGUAUUAUGAUCUGCAUCUACUCAAAAACUCAUCACUUGAAAGGACUUGUCAGGGUAGGAGUGCAGAUAUUUUCCCGCAUAAUUCCAAAAUGUCUUCAGAGAGCUGUGAAAAGAUUGCAUCAUUACCUCUUCCAUACAAGAAACUACAUCUUCAUUAUUCUGCACCUGGCCUUGCAAGGGAUGAUUUAUACUGAAUAUACCUGGGAAAUACUUGGCUAUUGUCAAGAACUGGAGUUCUCCUUGUAUUACCUCCUUCUGCCCUAUCUGCUGCUGAUUGUAAACUUGUUUUUCUUUACCCUAACAUGUGUAACCAAUCCUGGCAUUAUAACAAAAGCAAGUGAAUUAUUAUUUCUUCAAGUUUAUGAAUUUGAUAAAGUGAUGUUUCUAAAGGACACGAGGUGCUCUACUUGUGAUUUGAGGAAACCAGCUCGAUCCAAGCACUGCAGUGUGUGUAACUGGUGUGUGCACCGUUUUGACCAUCACUGUGUUUGGGUGAACAACUGCAUCGGGGCCUGGAACAUCAGGUACUUCCUCGUGUACCUCUUGACAUUGACCGCCUCGGCUGCCAGCAUGGCCAUUGUGAGCACUGCGUUUCUGGUCCACUUGGUGGUGGUGUCGGAGCUGUAUCAGGAGACUUACGUUGAUGACCUUGGACAUGAUCAGGUUAUGGACAUGGUCUUUCUUAUUCAGUACCUGUUCCUGGCCUUUCCAAGGAUUGUCUUCGUGCUGGGCUUUGUUGUGGUCCUGAGCUUCCUCCUGGGUGCCUACCUGUGCUUCGUUCUGUACCUGGCAGCCACUAACCAGACUACUAACGAGUGGUACAGAGGUGACUGGGCCUGGUGCCAGCAUUGCCCCCUUGUGGCCCGGCUCCCAUCAGCAGAGCCCCAAGUGCACCAGAACAUUUACUCCCAUGGGCUUUGGAGCAACCUUCGAGAGAUCUUUCUACCUGCCAUUCCAUAUUACAAGAGAAAGAAGAAGUGAGAAUGGAAAGAGUGUUACUGUCUUUUAAGUCUAGUGUACAUUUAUUUAUAUAUAUGGGUACUUAUUUUCUAAACCUUGCUAGUUUA